Melanotaenia boesemani (Boeseman's rainbowfish) is the source of this 4842-nucleotide messenger RNA. RefSeq names its product kinesin family member 15 (gene kif15). NCBI's taxonomy places the organism in Eukaryota, Metazoa, Chordata, Actinopteri, Atheriniformes, Melanotaeniidae. The record is from RefSeq and is a predicted model, not a curated record. Gene Ontology annotation, biological process: microtubule-based movement. Gene Ontology annotation, molecular function: ATP binding; microtubule motor activity; microtubule binding. The coding region runs from base 116 to 4273 and encodes 1385 amino acids. The transcript has 35 exons.
GGCCCGCCAAUUUUGAAGGAUGUAAACAAUGUAGGCUAGCUACUGACUUUGUAAAUCGUCUUGCUGUGAAGAAACUUUAUUUUACCUCGUAACGGUUAAUACGUCUUCGACAACAAUGAAUUCCAGUGGAAAAGGAUGUGGAGACUCAACUCUUCUUGCUGCCAGUGGUGACAGCGAUUCCAUUAAAGUUUUUGUCCGAGUACGACCUCUGACCCAGGGUACUGGGCUGACCACAGAUGGGGAUCAGAGUCUUUGUCUUGCAGUCACCUCACCCAACACCAUCCGUCUGCUCUCAAAACCAGAACCCCGAACCUUCACCUAUGAUCAUGUUGCAGAUAUGGACACAUCCCAGGACUCUGUAUUCAACAGUGUUGCCAAGAAUAUUGUUGAGUCUUGCAUGAAUGGAUAUAACGGCACCAUAUUUGCUUAUGGACAAACUGGCUCAGGAAAAACGUUCACCAUGCUUGGGCCAUCUGAGUUGGACAACUUUACAGAUGAACUUAGGGGGGUUAUUCCUCGAAGUUUUGAGUACUUGUUUUUUCUUAUCAACAGAGAAGUGGAAAGGUCUUCCAAGUCCAAGAGUUUCCUUUGCAAGUGUUCAUUUAUUGAGAUAUACAAUGAACAAAUUUAUGAUCUUCUGGACACGGCCUCUGCCAGCCUUUUCCUCAGAGAGAAUAUCAAGAAAGGUGUGUUUGUCGAGGGAGCUGUGGAGAAGUUUGUGAACUCAGCAGCUGAAGCCUAUCAGGUGCUGUCUAUGGGCUGGCGCAAUCGUCGCGUAGCCUCCACCUCCAUGAACCGUGAGUCUUCCAGAUCUCACGCAGUGUUCACUAUGACUUUGGAGUCCAAAGAGUCCAUCAAUGAAGUGGUGAAUAUCCGAAUGUCUCAGCUGAACCUGGUUGAUCUGGCAGGAUCAGAGAGACAGAAAGACACCCACACAGAUGGCUCUAGACUCAAGGAGGCCAGCAGCAUCAAUCGUUCUCUCAUGUGCCUGGGCCAGGUGAUUAUGGCACUGGUGGAUGUGUCUAAUGGGAAGAACCGUCACAUCUGCUACAGGGAUUCUAAACUCACCUUCUUGCUCAGGGACUCUCUUGGAGGAAAUGCAAAGACCUACAUCAUAGCUAAUGUACAUCCUGGUUCAAAGUGUUUUGGAGAAACUUUGUCCACUUUACAGUUUGCCCAGAGAGCAAAGUUAAUCAAGAAUAAGGCUGUCAUCAAUGAAGACACACAGGGAAAUGUGAAGCAGUUACAGGCUGAGGUGAGGAAGCUGAAGGAGCAUCUUGCUCAGGUGCUGGCAUCUCAGGGAGUAGACUAUGGGAGAGAUGUUGCACCAGGAGGACCUGAACUCCCCAUGGGUUCAUCUAUUGGACAUCAACACGAUGUGUCUGAUAAAUCAAAGUUUAUGUCUGCUGUUCGUCUGUGGAAGAAAGUAGAUGAGGAGAAGAAGAUGCUGCUCAAGAAGGUGGCACAGCUCGAAGAGGCCUGGACACAAAAAGACAAGUUCAUUCAUUCCAGCAGAAUGAUCAUCAGGUUUCGAGAAGACCACAUCGCUCGCCUUGAGAAUAAGCUGAAGACGGGACAACCCUCUUUGUCAGACAUGCAUUCUCAGGCUUUGACUAAUCAGCUGAAAGAAGAGAUCAAAAUCCUGAGAGAUCAGGUUGAACAUCAUCCGAAGAUGACUCGAUAUGCAGCAGAGAAUUGCAGCCUCAGAGAGGAGAACCGUCAACUACGUUCUCUUGAAUCUUUGAUGAACGCUGAAGAGGUUGCAGCCCAAGUUGCUGCUGAGCUGGAAGAGGCCUUUCAGAGGGCUGUGGAGUUAGAUAAAGUUAAAGAAACUUCCACAGUCUCAUCCAGCUCCGUGGCAACGGAUUCUGCAUCUGCAGCCACAAUUGAAAGGCUGAAUGCAAAGCUGCUUCAGAAACAGUCAGACCUCACAGCUGCCCUCCGGGCCUUUGAAGAGUACAAAGAAGUCACCAAGAAACAAUUGUCACAGUUGGAGUCUGAGAAAAGAUAUCUUGACAAGUCCAACAGACAUUUAGAAAACAUUUUGGAAGCCACACAUGCUCAUAAAAAGCAGGAGGUCUCUGAACUGAACAGAAUUCAUGUUGAAACUAUAAAGAUUCUCACCACACCCACCAAAGCAUACAACCUGCGGUCCCGUCUUGUGCCCCUGUCCAGUCCAGAGCACCUGAAUGGGAAUGACAGUGAUGGAGACAACAUUUGGUCUGAGCCGCCUCCAUCAGACAUGGCUGAGAUGGCGCUGACAGAAGAGCUUCGUCAAGUGCAGGAACAAGUGAGUCGUGUCCAGACACAGUUAAAUGAGGAGGAGCUGAAGAACACCAAGUUAUUGCAGCAAAUUGCAAAACUUGAGGAGCAGAUUUCUGUAAUAUCGCUAGAGUCUGAUCACAAGGACGAGCAACUCUCUGCUGAGAGAGCAAACAGGAGCAAAGAUCAGGUCACUGUUCAAGAAACUGUAAACAGCCUGCAGCAGAGCCUUGAGUCUGAGCAGCAAGCUGCAGAAGUUCUGAGGAGUGAGAUCCGUGAUCUACGUUUGGUACUACAGUCAUCUGACAAGGAGCUGGCCUCUGUGAGGAAUGAGCUAGGAGAUUGUCAGAGAGAACAUAAGCAAGAGAUGAGUCAGCUCUCCAACAGUCUUAUCAGCACACAGCUCCAACUUGAUAAAGUCCGACUGGAGUGGGAGCAGCUUCUGGAGCAACAUCGGACUCUGCAGGAUUCAUUUGACCAGCUGCAAGCUGAGGCUAAGUUUGAUGCUGAUCAGGCAAGACAGCAGCUGCAUGACAGGCAGCAGGAGAUUGAUCAGCUUAAAGCAGAGGUCACGGAUUUGAGUAAUUCCCUGCAGGCUGAGCAAGAGCGUACAACUAGUCUGAUCUCCCAGUUCAAAGAAAAUGAAGAAAGCACAUCAAAAGAACUUAUUGAAACUGUGGAGCAGAACAUGCAGCUCAGAAAACAAGUCUCAGACUUGACAAUACAAAAUCAACAACAGUCAUCCAAACUUGCUGAUCUGGAGCAGAAUUUGAUUGUUGCCAAUGAAAGGAUUAAAAGCUUUGAACAGAAGAACGAACAGGACAAAGAUGUCCUUUUAGACCUCAUGAACCAAACCCGAGACCUUCGUGGUGAACUGAGCCAAAAGGACGAGACCAUCAGCCACUUGUCUGGAGACAUUAAAGACAUCACAGCCAAAUACAAUGCUGCCUGCCUUGAAAGAGAAAACAUCAGGGAGCAAAACAGUAAGAUGCAGACAGAAAUCUGUGACCUGAAAGAAACUUUAGAAAGAACAGCAGCAUCCAACAAGAUAGAGGUUGAAGUACUACAGGAAGAGAUUGCCUAUGCCACUGAGGAGGUUGAUAGGCUUACUAAGGUAUUGGAUGAGCAGAACAGUCUCCUUCAAGCAUCUCAAGAGCAAACAGCCCAGAAAGAGGUCCUCAUAAAGAACCUGCAGCAGAAGGUGGAACAACAGCAAGAAGCUGUUGAAAAAACAAUCAGAAAUGGAGUUUUCAAACCCACUGAGCCAACAGUCACACCCCGAUCAAUCCAUCGGACCCCACAUACUCCAGGCAGCUUCAACAGAGACCUGGCUCAGGUGUUGGAGAGCCAGGAGCAAGAGCUGGAAAACAGACGGUCCUCCAUGAUGACCAUGGAGAUUCUUCUAGCAGAACUGAAUGCUGAGAGGGCUGCCAAGAAUGAGGAAAUCCAAAGACUCAAGGUGGAGCUGACUGAAAAAGAAGUGGUUCGACAAGAGAUCCAAGGUUUGCUUGACAAAUUUUACACCCAGAAGAACCAGCAGAUGCAAAAUGGAUCUAAUAAUAAUAGCGAGGAAUUUAAUGAAGCCAUCAGGCAGUCGUUACAGAAAGAGCUGCAGGAGGAAAGAGGAGAGAAGAGCAAAAUAGUGCAGAUGUUGUCUGAUACUAGAAAAAGACUUCAGGCACAGGAAUCUAUGCUGGCUCAGUCUCAGACUUGUGUUCAAGAGCUGACCACUGAGCUGAGGAACCGCUGUCUAGAACUGAGAGACCUGAGCCAGAGGAUACAUGAUGAGGAGAAACUAUUACAGGAGAAUGAAGUUCUUCGUAAGCAGAAUGUGAAGCUUUCAGAAGAAAAUGGAAAACUUGUGGGACACAAGAACCACAAGCAAAGGAUUGAAUAUCUGGUUAAGCUGAAAAAGGACAACACAAAACUUCAAGAGGAAAAUGAAAAGCUCCGAACAGAGAUCAGCUUACUGCAGGAGAACACUGGGUGUUCAGCACUGGACAUGAUGUAAACACCUUAUGUAUCACUAAACUGCAAACAUCUUUCUUAGUCUUUAUUUUUGUAAAAAGUUUUUUUAAUGAACUUAUUGUGGUUGUUAAUACAAAUUCUGAUUUAUGCUGGUACAGCAAUUUUUAUAAUAUGUUUUUAUAAUAUUAAUACUCUUGCAAUGUUUUCACGAAGAGAGAUACAGACACAGCAAUCUACAAAGACGACAGCAAACAAACAUUUCCAUUUGGCCGGUUCCAUCUUUUGUUGGUGUUGUUGGGCUGAGAUGGGGGUAAAAUUUGUACAUCUAGUGAGAUUCUCAUACAACAUAUUAAUAUUAAUAUUUUUUUGUAAUUUUAUCUGGUGCUGUAAUUGUUGAGUGACCUGUAACAAGCAUCAUAUUGAGAUGUACAAACAAGUUGGCAGAAUGUAUUGUUCUGUUUUAUUUUUUUAUCGUUAUAAAAUUUUUUUGUUACAUUAUACAGUAGUAAUUUUUGACUUGUCUCAUAUUUUGUAGUAUGUCUCAUGGAUAUAUAUAUAUAUAUAUGUGUGUGUGUAUGUAUGUGUGUAUGUGUGUAUGUAUGUAUGUGUAUA